Molecule: messenger RNA, 1951 nt
Organism: Carya illinoinensis
Lineage: Eukaryota; Viridiplantae; Streptophyta; Magnoliopsida; Fagales; Juglandaceae
Product: pentatricopeptide repeat-containing protein At4g22760
Exons: 1
Coding region: 49-1779 (576 amino acids)
Biological process (GO): RNA modification
Molecular function (GO): protein binding; RNA binding
Source: RefSeq, a predicted model, not a curated record
CGACGUGGACCAUAGAGAUGAGGAGGAGUCUGCAAUCUGAAAUUCUGAAUGCUGGUAACGAGGCUAACAACCUUGUUGAGCAAUUGCCUAACUGUCAACCAGGCGGAGCAAAUCCACGCACACAUCCUCGUAAAUGGUCUUAACCACCUCGAGCCCCUCUUAGUCCGCCAAAUCUCCCUCUCAACUUCCAACUACUCAAGUCGUCUUGCUCGAUAUCUAAAACUAGUCAUUUACCAAUUAAAAAACCCAGAUACAUUCUCUUGGGGUUGCACAAUUCGGUUCUUUUCCCAGCAUGGGCAAUUCAAAGAAGCCUUUUCGCUUUAUGUUCAAAUGCAGAGACUGGGACUGUGUCCAAACACAUUUGCUGCGUCCUCUGCUCUAAGGGCAUGUGCUAGAGUUGUAGAUAAGAUAGGUGGAGUUUCGGUACAUGUUCAGGUUUAUAAAUCUGGGUUCUGUGGCUGCGUUUAUGUGCAAACAGCUCUGGUGGAUUUUUAUUCGAAAGUGGGUGAUGUAGUAACUGCACAGUUGUUGUUUGAUGAGAUGGUCGAGAAGAAUGUCGUUUCGUGGAACUCUAUAUUGUCUGGGUAUUUGAAAUCUGGGAAUUUAGCAGAGGCCCAUAGGGUAUUCGAUGAGAUUCCAAGGAAAGAUGUUAUCUCUUGGAAUUCAAUGGUUUCGGGGUACGCAAGAGUAGGAAAUAUGGACCAGGCAGGCUCUUUGUUUCAACAGAUGCCAGAGAAAAACUCGGCUUCUUGGAACUCGAUGAUUAGUGGUUAUGUUGAUUGUGGGAGUAUAAAAUCAGCCAGAAGCAUUUUUGAUGCGAUGCCUCGAAGAAAUAAUAUUUCUUGGAUCACAAUGAUUGCUGGGUACUCGAAAUGGGGGGAUCUUGAGUCUGCUCGCAAACUGUUUGAUCAGAUGGAUAAGAAUUGUCUACUUUCGUAUAAUGCAAUGAUAGCCUGCUAUGCUCAGAAUAGUCGGCCUCAGGAGGCCAUUGGGCUGUUCAAACAGAUGCUUGUGUCAGAUGCAGAUGUUCAGCCAGAUGGGAUGACUUUGGCUAGUGUUCUAUCUGCUUGUUCACAACUAGGAGAUUUCAAAUUUGGGUUUUGGACUGAGUCAUAUAUUUAUAAAUUAGGUAUUGAACUGGAUGAUCAUUUGGCUACUGCUUUAGUAGACCUGUAUGCGAAAUGUGGAAGCAUUGAUAAAGCAUAUGAGUUGUUUCAUGCCUUGAGGACAAAGGAUCUAAUUGCUUAUUCUGCCAUGAUCUUAGGCUGUGGGAUAAAUGGUAAGGUAGUUGAUUCGGUCAGGUUGUUUGAAGAGAUGGUAAAUGCCUGUAUUUGCCCUAAUUUAGUUACCUACACUGGGCUGCUAACUGCCUAUAACCACGCUGGCUUGGUUGAAGAAGGCUACAAAUGCUUUAACUCCAUGAAGGACCAUGGGCUUUUACCUUCAGCUGAUCAUUAUGGGAUUAUGGUGGAUCUUUUAGGAAGGGCUGGACGGUUGGAAGAAGCAUAUGAACUAAUAGGGAGCAUGCCAAUGAAGCCUCAUGCUGGGGUUUGGGGAGCUUUGCUUCUUGCUUGCAGAUUACAUCAAAAUGUUGAGCUUGGGGAAAUUACUGCUCGGCAUUGCGUUGAGCUGGAGCCCAAUUCAACUGGUUAUAUUGCUCUUCUCGCCAACAUUUAUGCUUCUGUCGGAAGGUGGGAUGAUGCCAAGAGACUGAGGAAGGUUGCAGGGGAUAAGAGGUUCACAAAGACACCUGGUUGUAGUUGGAUAGAAUCUAUCUGACUCAUAUUUGGAAGAAAAUGCACUCUCUCAAUGCUCAGAGACCAUGGUAUAAUUCUGGCUUUUGAUGGAAACCUCAUAUUUUAUGGCCGAAUUCUUCAGCUCUUAGUUGUACAAUGUUGUUGGACUUGGCGGCGUCUCGCAUGAAAUCGAUGGUUAUACUUUUUCACCUUGA